AUGAAUGAGUCUUCUGGUGCGAGUAGAUUUCGCGUUAGCUCGCAAACCAGCGAUAAAGCUACUAAAGCCAAGGUUACGCUCGAAAACUAUUACAGCAACCUGUUGGUGCAGCAUAAGGAACGUCGACAGCGUUAUGAAGAUCUUGAAGGCUCGAUGUCUGCCCAGGGCCUUUCGGAAUCGCAGAAAGAAGAGAAACGUCAACGGCAUGCCUUGAAAGAGACUGAAUUUCUGCGAAUGAAGCGUUCACGCAUGAGUGUCGAUGAUUUUGAACAACUGAAGGUCAUAGGAAGAGGAGCAUUUGGUGAAGUUCGACUGGUUCAGAAAAAAGAUACCGGUCACGUCUAUGCCAUGAAGAUCUUGCGGAAGAAAGUUAUGCUGCAGAGGGAACAAGUGGCGCACGUGCGAGCGGAGCGUGAUAUUCUUGUCGAGGCGGAUCACGAAUGGGUGGUGAAGAUGCAUUACUCUUUCCAGGACUCAGUGAACCUUUACUUGGUUAUGGAAUUUCUGCCUGGCGGGGAUAUGAUGACUCUUUUAAUGAAGGAAGAUACUUUAUCAGAAGAAUGCGCCCAGUUUUACAUCGCGGAAACCGCGCUGGCGAUCGAGUCAAUUCACGAACUGGGUUUCAUCCAUCGGGAUGUAAAACCAGACAACCUCUUACUUGAUGCUCGUGGACACAUAAAGCUGUCAGAUUUUGGACUAUGCACUGGAUUGAAGAAAUCUCACCGCACUAAUUUUUACCGGAAUCUCUCUCAAGCCACUCCGACGGAUUUCUCAUCUAAUCCAAUGGAUAGCAAGCGGCGUGCGGAAUCGUGGAAACGAAAUCGUCGUGCCUUGGCCUAUUCGACUGUUGGAACUCCUGACUACAUUGCACCAGAAGUGUUCAUGCAAACGGGCUAUUCGUCAGCUUGCGACUGGUGGAGCCUUGGUAUCAUCAUGUACGAGAUGCUCAUUGGUUAUCCGCCAUUUUGUAGUGAAAAGCCGCAAGACACGUACAGAAAAGUGAUGAAUUGGAGACAGACUUUGACAUUCCCCCCGGAGAUACCAAUAUCCCAAGAAGCCGAGGACUGCGUGCGAAGAUUCUGCAUGGAGGCUGAGCGUCGUUUGGGAACUCAUCACGGUGUCGUAGAUUUGAAAUCACAUCCGUAUUUUUUCGGCGUAGAUUGGGACCACAUUCGGGAGCGCCCAGCUGCGAUUAAAGUAACUGUGAAAUCGAUCGACGACACGUCAAAUUUCGACGAGUUUCCAGACGUAGAUUUGAAAAUACCCUUGGAUACAUGUGAGGAGGAAGACGUUGAAACUUGUGCCAAUGACUGGGUGUUUAACAACUACACAUUCAAGCGAUUCGAUGGACUCCCGCCAUUGGGUGUUCCAGCUGCUUCUAAGCCCUAA
This is a messenger RNA of Notodromas monacha, 1389 nucleotides long. The record is from the annotation of a GenBank genome assembly. Lineage: Eukaryota; Metazoa; Arthropoda; Ostracoda; Podocopida; Cyprididae.